Molecule: messenger RNA, 3813 nt
Organism: Anolis carolinensis (green anole)
Lineage: Eukaryota; Metazoa; Chordata; Lepidosauria; Squamata; Anolidae
Gene: vps4b
Product: vacuolar protein sorting 4 homolog B
Exons: 11
Coding region: 239-1561 (440 amino acids)
Biological process (GO): vacuole organization; endosomal transport
Molecular function (GO): ATP binding; ATP hydrolysis activity
Source: RefSeq, a predicted model, not a curated record
CCUCACUCCACGGCCGGGUGCGGCCGUGACGUCACGGGAGCUGAGCGGAAGCGGAAGAGCAGUGUGGUUUCCCUUUUCGCCCGGCGGUGGGAAGUAGCCGAGGUUCCUUUUGUGUUCCUUCCUGCCCCUCUCAACGGAGGGCCUGAAUUGAUUUAUUUCUUCGGAGCUGCUUCAGCGGGCGGACUCUCAAGAGGCUUCCUUUUCCUCUUCGGCGCCCUUCUUGACAGCUCCGCCCAUCAUGGCGGCCACGGCCAACUUGCAGAAAGCAAUAGACCUUGCUAGCAAGGCAGCACAAGAAGAUAAAGCAGGGAACUUUGAGGAAGCCCUCCGCUUGUAUCAACAUGCUGUACAGUAUUUUCUUCAUGUUGUAAAAUAUGAAGCACAAGGUGAUAAAGCAAAACAAAGCAUCAGAGCAAAGUGUACCGAGUAUUUAGACAGAGCUGAAAAACUAAAAGAAUAUCUGAAAAAGAAAGAAAAAGCUCCCCUGAAGCCAGUGAAAGAAUCUGGUCCUGCUGAUGAAAAAGGAAAUGAUAGUGAUGGGGAAGGAGAAUCAGAUGAUCCUGAGAAAAAGAAGCUGCAGAAUCAACUACAAGGUGCCAUUGUUAUGGAGCGGCCAAAUGUUAAGUGGAAUGAUGUCGCUGGCCUAGAAGGAGCAAAAGAGGCACUUAAAGAAGCAGUAAUAUUGCCUAUUAAAUUUCCUCAUCUUUUCACAGGUAAAAGAACACCCUGGAGAGGGAUUCUUCUGUUUGGACCCCCAGGGACAGGGAAAUCCUACUUAGCAAAAGCUGUUGCAACAGAAGCUAACAAUUCUACAUUUUUCUCCGUAUCUUCUUCUGACCUUGUCUCAAAAUGGUUGGGGGAAAGUGAGAAGUUAGUGAAGAAUCUCUUCCAGCUCGCCAGAGAAAACAAGCCGUCAAUUAUCUUUAUUGAUGAAAUAGAUUCUCUUUGUGGGUCCAGAAGUGAAAAUGAAAGUGAGGCAGCUAGGCGCAUUAAAACAGAGUUUCUGGUCCAGAUGCAAGGAGUUGGAACAGAUAAUGAAGGGAUUUUGGUUUUGGGAGCUACAAACAUACCUUGGGUUCUCGACUCUGCCAUCAGAAGAAGGUUCGAGAAGCGUAUUUACAUUCCCUUACCUGAAGAUCAUGCAAGAGCUGCAAUGUUUAAACUUCAUCUGGGGACCACUAAGAACACGUUGACUGAAUCAGAUUAUCGGGAACUUGGAAAGCGAACUGAUGGCUACUCGGGUGCUGAUAUCAGUGUAAUAGUACGCGAUGCUCUAAUGCAGCCAGUUAGGAAAGUUCAAUCAGCCACACACUUUAAAAAAGUUCAAGGACCAUCACUGGCUGAUCCAAAUGUUUUAGGAGAGCUCUUUACUCCAUGCUCUCCAGGAGAACCCAAUGCCAUUGAAAUGACAUGGAUGGAUGUACCAGGAGAUAAACUACUGGAACCUGUUGUCUGCAUGGCUGAUAUGUUGAGAUCGUUAUCCAGCACAAAGCCCACUGUGAAUGAGCAGGAUUUGGAAAAACUAAAGAAAUUCACAGAAGAUUUUGGACAGGAAGGCUAAUACAAAGACUGCUGUGACCCUCAAAUUUCUUUCUUUGGGAUUCUUGCCUCUCUGUUGCCAGUGAAUGACUUGCUCCUUCCUGUUUUUCCAUGUGAACUGAAGAGCCAUUUUCAAGGACCCUUGAGCUUUUGUAUAUCACUUUCCAGAAAUAGCUAUAAAACGUCUCCUUCUGAGAGCAUGGUACUAGGACCUUGUGGCAAAGAAGAAGGAAAAUGUGGAAAAUAUUUAAAAAUUUGGCAACUCCUUCAGGUAUAAUUGCAGGUUUUUUGAGUUUAGAUUUUAGGUAAUAUAUACUAGUUCUAGUUUAUAAAUAUUCAUAAAUAUCUAUAGAAAACUACUUUAAAAGGUGCAAAAGAUUUAUUUGAUUACCAGAUAUUUUCAGUGGCAGUUAAUCUGCAAAAUAACUGCUUUAUUUGGAAUUGCACAGAGGAUUUUGGUUAUACAGGUGGUUAAAUGAGCAUUGAAGUACAGCUGAAGUCAGGAUUAGGCAUAGAGAGAAAGGAUUUGGUGUUUCAAUAAAGGCCAGUACUUAAAGAGUACAAUACUCAAUUUAUCUUUUUUCCUAUUAUGUUAAAUUUAGACAUUGCCUUAAAAGCGAAAAGCAUUGUUUUUAAUAGCUCACCAAUAGACACUGUCACUGUGCAAUCUACCAGAUAACAUAUUCCGAAUGUAAAUAUUGUGGAAGCGGGUUUCUCUCUGCUCUUCAUUCAACUUUAUUAUCUGUAUGAGUUUAAGCAUGGGAUAUAUUCUGACAAAACUCCAUGGGCAAUCCUGCAAACUCCAUUUAAGCCAGCUAAUUAUUGGGGAAAGUGAAGUUGUGGAAUUUUGCAUUUUGGAACAAGUAUCAAGUACCAGGUGCCAAGGAAAGUUGUCCUUAUUCAAAGUCAGCUGGAACAUCUACUUGAUUUAAUCUAAUAACUAAACAUUUCACAAACAAGCUGAUACUGCUUUUCAGAUAGUAUAUGGGUAGCACAGGCCCCUCACAGGGCCUUUGCUAAGAAUCGUGCAUCUUGGAAAAGUGCCUGAAUGUAACUGUGUCAACACUACAGUGGCCUAGCCAAUAAACUAAACCUUAUAUUAGUGUGAUGAGGAAACAUCGCAGAGGUCCUAGAUAUUCCUUCUUCUCUCCAGGUGCAUUGACAUGUUCAGAAUCUCACUUGAGUUUAUGUUAACCAGCUUGUCAUAACCUCUGAGUCUCACAGCUAUUAUUAACUAUAGUUUGCUAGAGUGAGCCAGUUUCAACCCGCAGGUUAAUUUGCUUAGUUUAAACCAAACAUAAUCAAAACAAUAGCAGACAUUAGGUUUUGUGCAACAGACUAAACUGUAGAUAAUGGGGAAAGUGGCAGCUUCUGACACUUAGCCACAUUAUAAGUAGAGAGAACAUAGAAAGCAGAGAUAUAUUUCAGUUUGUUUUCAUCACACUAAAUUAUGGUUUGGCAUGAUUUCCUGAAUGUGAUCGGUGACAGCACUGAAUUAGUGCCUUGUAAGUUUGCCCUGGUUUAUAGACAAGCAAUCCUUUGAGGAUCAGUGUAACACGUUGCAUUUGUGUUAAAAGCAACACCUUGUGGAUGCAUUGUGUCUUAUAAAUUUCCAUGUAAAGUACUGUAUACUCGCUCACCUCAUAGACGUUGGCUUCAUUUUAUGUACAAAUUUUGUGUUCUUUCCAAAAUCAGGACUGGAUGAAAUUUGGUUUCUGAAUGAAGUAAAAACUUGCAAUACAACACACUAGCUUGUUUUUGUAUAGGUUUUUUCUGUUCUUUUCUGUUAUUAGGUAUACUUUCUGUUCUCAGUAUGUUUUCUAUAAUUUUAAACUAUGUGGAAUAUUUUUAUUCCAGUUGACAAUUCAAAUGGUGUUCUGAGACCAAAUGGAAAAAGGAAUUUUUUUUACAGAACACAUCCUUAUAACUAGAUUUUACUCUGACUGCAGUCUUUAAUGUUUACUUAGGCCACAUAUAUUUUUCAGUGCAUUAAAAACUCUUUACUGUGCUGUCCAUGCAUUGUGUACACCUAUCCUAUCUAAAAUCUUGCAAUUUGCUUUAGGUGCUUACAACAUUAUGCCUGCUUUCAAAAAAGUACCAUCUAGAGGGAUGGAUUCAGACUUGAUUCAGACAUACUGAGCUUCACCUUAUGUUACUGUUGUGAUGUGUGCACUCUUAAACAUUUGGCACUUAUAUCAUGGAGACUGUAAGUCACCAAUCAAAGCUCAUCUGUAUUGACUUAAAAUCCAAAAUAAAAUAAAGCUGGUGUUCUAA